AUGUCUAUGUCGACGCCCACAAGUGGUCUCGAAAAGGCGAUCGCCGAAUACACGAGGAGAUUUGGACAGCCAGCCAACUACAACCCUAACGAUGAUCUUCGACAGGCCAUUGAAGCUGCAAACAUCGACUUUCAAAAAUGGCGCCAAUCUCAUGAGAGUUUUUGGAAUGCUCUGGAGGCAUGUGUAGCUCCAAUUGUGUUGAUAGGAGGUUUCGCUCAGGAGGCAACUGGCGUAUUCGCGGCACCGGCUUCUAUUGCCCUUGGGGGAGCCAUCAGCUUGAUUCAGGUCACGUUUGCGUGUGAGAAGGUCAGUCAAACCUACGACUCUGUUGAAGACAUGUUCAAGAAGCUUGAAGAGUCACUGUCUCGUUGGGAAAGCUAUACCGACUCCCGGGCUGAGGUUCCGGAUCGUCUGGUCAAGUUGGCGCCUGUCGUUGCAAGUUUGAUCAUUGCCAUCAUUGCAAGGGCUCGAAUUCUCGUGGAGGAGGGCAAAAUGGGCAAGUUUCCCAGUCGCUACAUCCGUAACUUGGUAAAAGGAGGAGACAAGGAGACAUCCAAGCUUUUUCAAGAUCUAGACGACGUGAUCUUGUUUCAAGAUCAUGCUGUUGCCGACUCAACCUUUUCCCGUCUCAAUCAAUCCUGGGGAAAGAUUCUGGACGUCGAACGACGAUUGGAGGAGAUCCUCGAGCAUCAAAGGAAAGAAGAUGACCGCCUCCGACUGAAUUCUUUUCGUACAGAAUCCUACAAGCAAGUGCACGAAGCCUACCAGCGAAGAGUGACGGAAAUGGUCGAUUCGACUGGUUCAUGGAUGCAAGAUGAGCGAGUUUACCGAGACUGGUUGGCUCAUCAUCAGCCCUUACUUAUUAUCCUGGGAGGACCCGGAACCGGGAAGUCCUUUCUAGCGGCAUCAACCAUUAAGCUCAUAAAGGAAAAGGCGUCUGCUGAUGUGUCCGUCGCUUUCUUUUUCGUCAAAGGUCAAGACGAGAAGUCUCAGAAUAUCAAGGAAAUAUUGAAGACCGUGGCCUUCGAUCUACAGCAAUCGAAGCCGUCCUUUCGCAGCCAUCUUCUGGACGCAAUCGAUGAUGACGAUAGGUGGAACGCCGACCAAACAUGGACCAGUCUGUUUGAAGGCUUCUGGAAAAACGAUCUGCCCAAUGGUCGUCUUGUCCUUAUCAUUGACGGGCUGGACGAAGCCUCUGAAGAACAGCAAAGGAUUCUUGGUGACAUUCUGCGCCGCUCUUCUACCAGCACGGCGAUGCAAUUUGGCGUCUUUGGGCGCUUUACGCUUCGAACCACGCUUCGGCUUCAACAGAUUACCGCAUGCAUCGACAUUUCUGCCGCUCUGGUCCGAGAUGAAUUUGCCCAAUACGUCCAGCGUGAGAUGGAUUUGGCCGAAUGUGUCAAGUUCGCCUCGAAGGAAAAGCGAGACGGAUGGGUCGACAAAAUUAUCACCAAAACUCAAGGCAUCUUCGAAUCCGCACGUCAAGUGACAGUGAAUAUUCAGCCAAUGGAGGGUUAUGCGAUCGACUUAUUCCUGGAGAAACCACUGAACUCGUUGGAGAAGAUCACUGAAUGUUCACUUGACAUCAUACGGAAAGAACAGGCGCUCGAACCAGACGUGCUGCGAGCCCUUUUGACUUGGCUUGCAUACUCGCGGCGCCCAUUGAACCUCGGCGAAGUGUACGAAAUCCUUCGGGCACAGGAUGGACAUGAACACGAACUCCUUCUCAAAAAUCUGCGCUUCAAGCUUCGUCCUAUUGUUGAAUGCAUUAUGUUCAGCGUUGAUUCCUCCAAUAACGGCUCUGGCAAGAUCAGUGAGAAAACAGAAGAAAAGGCUCCUGAUCAAUGGACCGAGGCCGAACUGAUGCUGACCACGGUGAGUCUGAGCCACGAAGGCAUCCGGGAUUAUUUGAAGGGACAGACAGCGUCCGGUGCUGGCUACACACAUGAGCCCGAAUCAGCACAGGUCGCAAUCGUCAAGAGUUGCUUUCAGAUGUUGAAACAGACAAGGUCGAGUAAGCUGCAGGUUGAUACACCGCGAAGAUUCUUGUUUCCCAUGAUGUUUCUCAUAACGCAUCUGAAAGCACUGAAUCUGUCAAGUUUGGCUUCUGAGGACGUGCGAAAGAUCAAUGACGGUCUUGCGUGGCUUUUGUGGGAUGAUGCCGGAAAGGAAGCAUUUCUUACCGCUAUCGCAGUCCAUUGCACGGCAGUGUGCGAUACCUUGUUCUUCGACCAGGAUGUGACAACAACACUUCAAGAAUCCAUCUCCAUCUCCCCAACAACGAGCGUGCUGAGACGUGAUGAGAGUGCCGGGUUUGGAGUUAUAUCUUCUGCCUUACAGUCUUACUACAUGUCUGUGCUGGCAUUUUUGUCCUGGGUUUGGCUUCUCCCUCUACGAAUUUCUUUUCCAGGUAUCAAUGUUCAAGGAAUCUCUGACAAGCAACCACAGAGCAAGCCAGAGCGCUCUUCUCUUGGAAAGGACGAGUGGCUCCGCAAGGCACGACGCUCAAUGAUUCAUUUGUUCGAACCUCUUCGUUUGACUGCAGCACGGGGUUGGUUAUUGUCAGAUCCAAUUUCAACCUCGGGCGAUGAUGCUAGAAUUGCGGCCCAGAAACUUAUUAGCUGUGUCUGGACGCUGAUAGUACUCGGAGAUAUGGAUGAACAAGGGAAGUUCGACCCAGACUGUAAAGCCUCACUCUUGCACAACAAAUCAACCGAUGGACUUGAAUCACAUGAGAUUCAAGCGUUGGCUCGGCGGCAGCACCUGGAGCAAACGGCAGAUUGGUUUCUUAACCUUGGAUUCACGUUGCAGCGGUUUGGGCACUAUCAUGAAGCCGUGGAAGAAUAUCAAAAGGUAUUGAAAGAGGACGAACAUUGUUUUUGCGCAGUGUGGCGGUUGGCGCAAUGCUAUACAAAACUGGGUGACUAUAAUAAAACGCACCAAUGGACCGAGAAACUUCGCCAAAUCCGCCCGGGUUCAUCGCCGCACCUCGAGGACUUGUCCAUCAGGCUAAUGAGACUCAAGGGCGACGAUGAGGGUGUAGUCGAGCACCUGAGAAAGGCAUACUCGAAAGAUAACAGCAACGCGGAGAAGCUGCUCGACUAUCUUAGGUCACUCGACCGAUCUGGGAAUCACAUGCGAAUGAUCGAAGUUCUGCUCGAACUUGCCGGCCGCGAUGUACCGUCCAAGCCAUAUACUCGGCUCGCACAGUUACUCGGAAAUGUAGAGCUAGCAUGGUCCUGGGUUAGCAAGUCUUUUGCUUCUCAGAAAGGUACACCUGAUGUAGCUCUACUGCUUGACGCCAUAACGUCGAGUAGGAUCAAUAUCGAGCCCACAUAUCUUCAAAUUCCCUGGGAGAGAAGAUUCAACUGGUUCCAGUAUGCCCACGUCAACAAACAUUUGGAAGAUGCCAUUCAGAUACACGAAACCCUCCUCCAGAGAGCUGGUACGAUCGCAUCAAAGCACGCCAACGGAGAAGAAGACCAGUUUAUUUAUCAGAGUAGCUUGAUCGGCGAUCUGGCUCAACUUUACUUCGAGCAACUAACCAGGCCGGAAGGAAGUAGCUCUAACAUGUCGUCAGCCGCUGAAAGACUUGACAAACUUGCACAACAGUCCAGGUCCAUGGAAGACUUGCCUCUAAAUAAGUACCCGACUGGUACUUUAUUGUAUCCUUGGUUUCUUUACGGCCGCUAUCUACGUCAAACACACCCGGAUGACGAGUCCAAGUGGAAGCCAAUCUUUCGGCCAUACUUGACACGGUAUGUUCCUCUAUUGGAGACCACCACAGUGGCAGAUAUUGGACUGAAGAUCCUGUCCGUCACGAACAUGCUCUUUCAUGCUGGUGACGAUGAAAGAGCGGUUGCACUAUCCAUCUUACUCCUGAAAGCCCAUCAUCAAAGCUCACCAGAUCACGACAUCGGCAGGGCCAGCCAACCGGUAAGGUCAAGGUCACCAGCAAGGCUGAACGACGUCAUCCAAUGGCUCGCUCCAAGCAGGAAAUUCCUUUCAGCACCUAUGCCGUCCCCAUCAUCCCCCCCAGCGGCCGGACAACUUGAUCCAAACACGCGAUCACAUUCUAAAUCGCACACCUUCGACUCUCCCUUUUUGAAUUGUGGGGUGUGCUCACGAUUCGGCCGUGAAAUCGACGAGUAUUUCAUCUGCGUCAUCUGCUCCGAUGCCAGUUUCUGCGGCCGUUGCAAGGACCAAAGGCGAUAUUUGUACGGGGCAACUUGUCCCGAAAGCCAUGGGAAAGUCAGAAUAUGGCCGAUUGAUCCAACCCUCGAGGACGUAGCUGUGGAAGAGGGUGAAGAUGGUCGUCUAAGACUGAGGCAAACAUGGCUUACCGAUCUGAAGGCAGAAUGGGAGAUCUGA
Capronia epimyces CBS 606.96 is the source of this 4371-nucleotide messenger RNA. RefSeq lists its product as uncharacterized. NCBI's taxonomy places the organism in Eukaryota, Fungi, Ascomycota, Eurotiomycetes, Chaetothyriales, Herpotrichiellaceae. Gene Ontology annotation, molecular function: protein binding. Bases 1 to 4371 code for a protein of 1456 amino acids. The record is from RefSeq and is a predicted model, not a curated record. The transcript is spliced from 6 exons.